This is a messenger RNA of Trypanosoma brucei brucei TREU927, 1653 nucleotides long. Its product is annotated as ATP-dependent DEAD/H RNA helicase, putative. The transcript has a single exon. Gene Ontology annotation, molecular function: nucleic acid binding; ATP binding. The record is from RefSeq and is a predicted model, not a curated record. The coding region runs from base 1 to 1653 and encodes 550 amino acids. NCBI's taxonomy places the organism in Eukaryota, Euglenozoa, Kinetoplastea, Trypanosomatida, Trypanosomatidae.
AUGAAAACCUUUGGGGUGCGAUAUCUGAAGUAUUUGAAGGGUUCCCGGGCGGCGUAUGGCGGUUCGGCUGGUUCACUUCUCGAUGACUAUAUGAGACAGGGUGGUGAGGCGCAUGCGGCUAACCUUCCACCAUCCCAGAAGUUUUUCUACGCGCGUGAUGCGACGCGGGAUUCAGGUGCCUCCCAGAGGCAUAGGACAGUGCAACUUCGACUUGGUUCUGCGCAAAUGUUAAGUCCAACGACGGCGAACAUAGCUAAUAACAACGAGGCGCAUCCCUUGUUCUUUUCGCAAACGGCUCCGCGUGGGGCCGGAUUAUGUAUUUCACUCGUUGUGGCGCUGAAGAAGCUGGGGAUCGGGCGUCUCACAGAGUUACAAGGAGCUCUCAUUCCUCUCUUACUGAAGGGUAAACAUGUCAUCGCUCACGCGGAAACCGGGACGGGAAAGAGUUUUGGUAUCGCACUUGCCUGUGCCAAUCGAAUAAUUCGUGAAAAUAUCAAUUAUCGUCUUCACACUGUCAUUAUUGUCCCAACUCAGGAAUUGGCUCUUCAAUAUGACAAGUGGUUGCGCCAUUUUUGUGGCUCCACUCAACAGGUUGUUCAAGUUGCUAUCGAGAGUAUAACGCUUGAAGUGCAGUUGGCCAAGCUACAUAACAUUCAACCUCAUGUGUUGGUGGGAACCCCGCAGCGAGUUGCCGAUGUGCUACGUUUCAGUCCAACCUUGCUUGGGGAGAAACUGCGGCGAAAGGUGGACUGCGUUAUUUUGGAUGAAGCCGACAUUGUUUUAUUUGGAAACAUCCGAUUUGGUCGGCAACACAUCAGUGGGAUUAACUUGGUUGAUCGCUUGUUUCGUAGCCGUCGUGAAGAGGUUCCCGCUCAGAUUGUUGCAGCCAGUGCGACUAUAGAUGGUCGUACGGCGCAGGCUCUUAAUAUGUGGAUGCGAAAUGACAAAGCAGUUAGGCUUACUACCAGCUUCGUAGAGCACACUAUUCCUCAAACAAUCAGCUUUUACUUUUAUUCGGAGUCUCGCUCAUAUCCGCUCCCUCGUUCUCUUGAACUCAUAUUACGGUUAAUAUGUAAACAGGAGGCGAAUCCGCGUGUACUUCUUUUUACAACCCAGGAAGAGGUGGGGAGUGUCACUAACCAAUUAAAUACUCUGAAGAGCACUAGCCCAGAGGUACAAAAGUGGUUACGGUGGAAUGGCAAACGGGAGAUCGCAGCACCAUUAGAGACGUUACUCGACCCGGAAAAGGGAAAACCAAAACGCAUUUGCAGAAGUAAAGGGGACGUUUAUGUGAAGGACAACAGCUCUAUCGAAAAGUUGAACACAGGGUUACUACUGGUUGGUGUGAGUAGCCACAGUCUUAGUCGUGGGAUACACAUAAAUGAAGUUACACACGUUAUCCUCUUUGGUGAAUGCCCACCAGCUUCUGUAUUUGUUCACUGUGCGGGACGCACCGGGCGGAUGGGGAAGGAGGGCCAUGUCGUUCUGUUGUACCCACCACAGUCAGGGCGUACAGUGCAGCAAGUGUGUGAGGCAGUGGAAGUACCUUUUCUUCCUGGGAGAAUGGAGCAGGUGGAGGAGCUGCUUUUGGGGGGCGAUUUUUCGUCCGUAGAUGCGCUGCGUGAGGUUUCAGGUGCUAAAUGUGCAUAUUGA